This is a messenger RNA of Malaya genurostris, 2285 nucleotides long. RefSeq names its product histone-arginine methyltransferase CARMER (gene Art4). Gene Ontology annotation, biological process: peptidyl-arginine methylation. The record is from RefSeq and is a predicted model, not a curated record. The coding region runs from base 197 to 1972 and encodes 591 amino acids. NCBI's taxonomy places the organism in Eukaryota, Metazoa, Arthropoda, Insecta, Diptera, Culicidae. The transcript has 2 exons. Gene Ontology annotation, molecular function: protein-arginine N-methyltransferase activity.
ACUCUGAGCGACAGUCGAAACUGCUUGUGUGAAGUUCUGUGUCCCGAGGUGAAAAAUAAUCGUAGUCGGAUCGAAAAUCCUGCAUUUAGCUGUAAACAAGAAUCUACCUUGAUUUGUCUUAUUGUACCUACGAAUUAAGUAAUUGUCGAAUAAUUUUGCUUGUGAAAGUUCGCGUUGACAAACAAAUCUCGAGAAAAUGAGUGAACAAUUUGCGAGACUGCACGGAUGUAAUGUUCUUGUCAUCGGCAACAAUGACAACCUCGUCAACAAAUAUGGCCACACCGUUACGAUUAUCUGUGGCUAUGAUCCACAAGGAAUGAGUGUACGAAUUUUGAAGGAAGGUACUCAACAUCAGCUAGAAGAGUAUCCCGUCAGUGCGAAAACGAUUCAUCUCAAUCAUGGUCCAACAUCACAUAUUUUCGUAGUUGGAGGAGACAUGCUAUACAUAAAGUUUGGCUCUAAAGCCGAUUGCCAGCUGUUUCGGCAACUGCUGCAGAAAAUGUCCGGAAAAGUCAACUCAGUAUUCAACCUCCGCACGGAGGAUUCAUCAGCAUCACAGUAUUUCCAGUUUUAUGGGUAUCUCUCGCAACAGCAAAAUAUGAUGCAGGAUUUCGUCCGAACAAGCACUUAUCAGCGUGCGAUCUACAGUAACUCGCAGGACUUCCACAACAAAGUUGUAUUGGAUGUUGGUGCUGGUUCCGGUAUUCUAUCGUUCUUUGCCGUCCAAGCCGGUGCAGCUAGGGUUUACGCAGUGGAAGCUAGCAAUAUGGCCCAAUAUGCACAGCAGCUGGUUCAAUCAAACAAUCUCGAAGGAAAAAUUACCGUCAUUGCCGGCAAAAUAGAAGAGAUUGAGCUUCCUCAGAGGGUAGACGUUAUUAUUUCAGAGCCAAUGGGCUAUAUGUUGUACAACGAACGCAUGUUGGAAACAUACCUGCAUGGUAAAAAAUGGCUUAAACCGGAUGGAAAAAUGUUUCCCUCUCGAGGUGACCUCCAUGUAGCUCCAUUUACGGAUGAAGCGCUUUAUAUGGAGCAGUACAAUAAAGCUAAUUUUUGGAUGCAAACUGAAUUUCACGGAGUAAAUUUGGUGGCUUUAAGAGAUGCGGCGAUGAAAGAAUAUUUUCGACAACCGAUUGUUGAUACAUUCGAUAUUCGCAUUUGCAUAGCCAAGUCGAUUAGGCAUACAACAAACUUUUUAACAGCGGACGAAAAAGAUUUACACCGUAUCCAGAUUGAUGUGGAAUUCCACAUUUUAGAAACUGGAACUUGCCAUGGGCUGGCAUUCUGGUUUGAUGUGGAGUUUGCAGGGUCAUGUUCGCAAAUUUGGCUCUCCACAGCCCCAACAGAAUCAUUGACUCAUUGGUAUCAAGUGCGUUGUUUGCUUCAAACUCCAAUUUUUGUCAAGCAAGGUCAGGUGCUUUCCGGCAAAGUUGUAUUGGUGGCUAAUCAAAGGCAGAGUUACGAUGUUGAAAUCGAUUUGAAGUUGGAAGGAACAAUGAUCACUUCUUCCAACACAUUAGAUCUGAAAAAUCCAUACUUCCGAUACACCGGUGCUCCGGUUCCAGCACCACCUGGCUCGAAUACUACAUCACCUAGCGAAGCAUAUUGGGGACAAUUAGAUGCCCAAGGAGCUAGAAAUGCCGUUAAUCUUGUGAACGGUAUCACUGUCAAUGGCCUUGGAGAGGUCGACAUGUCCAUAAUCAAUACCAAUCUGAUGCCUAUUGGAAAUCAACCAAACAUUCAUCCUGGUUUGAUCUCCAGUACCGGAAGACAACAAUCACAACAACAACAAGUGACACCAACUCAGCAGCUGACGAUGAACCCCACGAUCGCCUGUGCAGCAACAUCCACUCAAAACGUAGCACAGCAGCAGCUUAUCGGCGGAGCAAUUUCUCCAUCCUUAUUUACGACACCGGCUCAGCAGAUUAUGAACAGCCACCAUGCACAGCCUAUUCAUGGUAGUCAGUUCUAUUAGAAAUGCAUUAUAUAUACCAGGCCAGCAUAUUCAUCCACCAGACAACAUAACAACCACACAUACAUUUACAAAACACACACGCUUUAUCAUCGCCGUUCAAGUUCACAGCGUUACUCUUAUUAUUAAUAUUAUUUAAUUGUAUACCACUUUUAAUGAGAUUGACCGAGCGGGAGCUGCCUCUAUUCUGCGGCCGAAUUAGAGUAUAUUGGUAGCGAGCUUUUAUUUUUGAAAGUUUUGUUCUCUUUUUAUGUCUGCUUAGGUUAAAAUAGAUUUUUCAAUUAAAUUGUGUCUUCUCCGAUGCGUCGAACAUGAA